This is a messenger RNA of Clonostachys solani, 897 nucleotides long. The record is from the annotation of a GenBank genome assembly. Lineage: Eukaryota; Fungi; Ascomycota; Sordariomycetes; Hypocreales; Bionectriaceae.
AUGUCGACGGAACUACUAGCCCCGUGGGAGUGGGCGCGCAUCCCUCCAGUCAUUUCCUCCGACGAGCUCCCGGAGGAGGACAUCGAAUAUGUUCUUAGCCAGCGCAAAAAGUAUUCAAGGUUUCUACAUCCAAUGUACGUUUUAUCUUUUGAAAGGCCGAUAUAUCUCGGUGACCGAAUUCCCGACAUGAUCGAUCCUAGCACGUCAACGGACAACAAGGAAAUUUGGAUGAUUGAGGCACCCCUCAAUACUGUCGAGAUCAUUGAAGCCAUCUUGAAACCAGCCAAGCCAUUCACGGUUCACAGGGCACGUCACUUCAGCCCAGGGUGCGCUCAACACGCCGCCAAACUCCCCCCCAAUAGCCUGGAAAUAAAACAGCAACUGUAUGCACGGUACCUUCGCCUGGAGGGUCGGUUAGAGAAAGACCGCGAAAUAUCCUAUAUCACGGUGGAUUCUGAUGAUGCUUGGACUCUGCGUGACAAAUUUCCUGGAGCCCUCGACGCCGUUCGCCUGCAGUACAUCUCCAUCCCCUGGGUGUUUUCAACCGGAACCAAGAUUCUCGCCAACCCUAUGGCGUAUCUAUUGCACGACGCGCCACGUCCGGGGUCAUGGCACACAUACGAAAGGGGACUGGCAUAUGUUCUCAGAACUCUUGGCCUCACUGGCUAUACCGUUGAUAAGCAAAACUAUCUUCGACCCGGAGCGACCCCGAUGCCCGAGUGUGUAUUGGAUUGGUACUGUGGUAUUCCCGGGAGAACACAGGCCCUCCCUUACUACCACGAACCGGAAGAGGUUGUGGAUUUGGGGGAGGAUCAGAAGAACAACGAGGUGUCUUCUGAUGGAUCAAAUACCGACAGUUCUAGGCCCGAUAAGGACGUUUCAAGGGCUCAUCUCUGA